GUGUCUGGCUCCUGAGCUUCUAUCGCAGAGCCCAGGUCGUUCCCCGCGCGGAACCCAAGUUCAAAGAGAAAGCCUUGGAGAGAGAAAGGGCGGGACUGUACUGUAGAGUAGUCUCUCUCUCUCUGGUUCUGGAGAAAUGUCUCACCAGCCCAUCCCAGUGGAAAUUUCCGACGAGGAUAACGAGCCUAUCUCUCCUGUACGAUUCCUCAACAAGAAACAGAGAAGAGACAAUAAUGCAAGCUUGCCCACCGUUCUCGUUAUCGACGACGAUCCCACCCCUCAUAAACCAAAUCAUACUGCCACACCCUCGUUUGUCCCCGAAACCCCAAUGUCCAAUCAUGGCAACUCCGAGGUUUCCAUCGUCAAGUGCACUGCUGGUCUCUCCGAUCCCAAAACCAGGUUCUCGGAUGAGAAGUUUUCUGGAAUUAGCGGUUUGAUAUAUUUGGAGUCCGAUAGCGAGUCCGGAAGUGGCUGUGAGAGAGAAAGUUUGAAAGAGAGUGAAAUCAUGGAUAUACGUUUUGAUGUAGCAAGGCGUCCAGAAAUGAACUCCACAUUCUUGGAACCUCCAUGUUCCCUUGGGAAUGCCAAUUUAGUACAAGUUAAUGGGGAAAAUCCACGCAACUAUGAUCUUGAAGGUACUGUUUGUCAGGUAGAUGCUGAUCAUAACAAGGAAAAUGGUAUGCCAGAACAAGCACUUAAUGCAACAAAGCAGAAAAAGAGAAACUGUGGAACUAAUACAGAGAAAAAAAAUCAGAAGGAAGAAGCAAUGGCCAAGAAAAGGCAAAUGAAAGAAGAAAGGAAUCACUUAAUUGAAGAAAGGAAACUAAAGAGGGAGCAAGAGAAGUUGCAAAAAGAAGCUCUAAAAGCUGAAGCAGCAGAAAGGAAAAAAAUGGAAAAAGAAAAGCAGAAGUGGGAGAAAGGGAAGCUUGCGGUAAAAUCUAUUGUAGCCAAAAUUGACGCUAAAGUAGUUGAACUGGGGUCUGUUGGAGGACAUCUCCUUACUAGGUUAUCUGAAAAAGGUCUCACUUUCCGUAUAACCAAGAAUCCAAUUGAAAGAUCAAUUUUAUGGACAAUGGAUGUUCCUGAACAAAUUGCAGAGCUUUCAUCCAAGGGAUCAAAAGUUCCAUACGUUUUACUUGUUUAUGAGGCUGAAGAAUUCUGUAAUAUGGUCAUCAAUCAAUCCUUCCUGGAUCAUGUUUCUAGAGUUCAAAAUUUUUACCCAUCUUACACAGUCUGCUACCUCACAAACAAGUUAAUGGCCUAUAUCAAUAAGAGGGAACAGAGCCAAUACAAGAAUCCUUCAAAUGAUAGUUGCUGGAAACGCCCACCAGUUGAAGAGGUGCUGUCAAAAUUAACCACACACUUUGAUAGGGUACAUUCCAGGCAAUGCAUAGAUGAAGCUGAGAUAGCUGAACAUGUUGUUGGUUUGACAUGUAGCCUUGCCAAUUGCCAAUUUAGAAAGAAGUUGACACGCCUAUCAGUAAAUGCUAAUGGAGCCCUUAUCCCCAAGGAUUUCAUUGAUAGGAACUUAAUAAAAAAUAAUGUGUGGUUGAAAGUGUUGGUAGCUAUUCCAAAAGUACAACCAAGAUUUGCAAUUGCCAUUUGGAAGAAAUAUCCAACCAUGAAGUCCCUUCUUAGUGUUUAUAUGGAUCCAAGUAAAUCGGUACAUGAAAAGGAAUUCCUUCUCAAGGACAUAACAACAGAAGGGCCGCUUGGAAAUGAAGAUAGGAGACUGGGUGAGGUAUGUUCCAAGAGAGUUUACAGAAUACUCAUGGCUCAAAGUGGAAGCAUUAAAACCGAUGAUGUGGAGGAUGGUGCCGACUUCUUUGGGUGCUCAUCAUCUCGAUGAGACAAGGUACAUGAUUCUCAUUGUUAAUGUGACGUGGGUAGAAGCUGACCCCUCCAUUCUGGUGUUGUCUCACAUCAUUGAUGUGAUGUUUUUCGUAAAUUUGUAAUAUAUUUUUGGAAAUCAUGAAGCCAAAUUGUUUGGUGAACGAAGCAGUCCAUUAUAGAUAGAACGCUACAUCCACCGCCUCUGGGAAUUUCAAGCAGCAUUUCCCCUACUAGUCAGGUUACCAAUUUCAAUUUCAAUACAUCCUUAAUCCCUUUAUUCUGUAGAUUCUGUCAGCUUAUAUAUAUUCCAUUGACAGAAAUCGCCCAUCCAA
Molecule: messenger RNA, 2165 nt
Organism: Nelumbo nucifera (sacred lotus)
Lineage: Eukaryota; Viridiplantae; Streptophyta; Magnoliopsida; Proteales; Nelumbonaceae
Product: crossover junction endonuclease EME1B
Biological process (GO): DNA repair
Cellular component (GO): Holliday junction resolvase complex; nucleus
Molecular function (GO): DNA binding; nuclease activity
Source: RefSeq, a predicted model, not a curated record